AUGCGGGGAUCCAGGCUCACCGGCAAUGUUUUCGUCGAUUACAGACGUUUCGCCGUUCGCCGGCUAGAGGACCUGCAGGAGCUGCAGCGACGAUACUUGCUUAGUAGCAGCAGGGAUGGCAGCAUUGCUCUGUACGACCUGGAAGCAGACGCGGCAUGGAACUUGAAUGGAGGUUUUGGUCCUGAGCCAAAGGUGUACCCCAUUGGCUACGUGCAGAGGAGACCUGAUAGGCCUCCCAAACGCAACUUGCUUCCUCUGCGCUUCCAACCAGCAUCUGGAAGAAGAGUUACAAAGGGACGCACAAUAAGCAGCGUUGCAGGGAACAGUCUAGCGUCAAGUGAAAACUUUGUCGGCAUAAGGAGGGCUCAAGCAGGCCAUUCACGGUCUGUCACAAGUGUCGAGUUCAUGCCAGGAGAUAACGGGAUGUUCGCAUCUACUGGACUCGACAAGCUUCUGAAGAUAUGGGAUACACAGGCAUGGGACUGCGUUCUCGACAUCGCCGUCGAUAGUCCCAUAUUGUGCUGUGCAUUCGAGCGAGUUGGAUUCCAGUCAAAGGCUGCAUUUAGCUCAACGGAUUCAGUGGAGAAUUCUGUAGAAUCUCCGGCACAUCUUCCACUUGCCACAGGCUGCGAAGAUGGCAGUGUUCGCAUAUUUGACAUGAGAGCGAUUAGGAAAUGGGACAUCCGGCGGAGUGAUGCCUGUAUGUUGAUAUUUGAUAAAUGCAAGCCAGAUAUAGAAUUCUUCCGCAAUCGGUGCUCGCAGUCAGCAGCAUUUCGUCAAUUACUGCAUACUUAUGAUGUUGUGGGUGGAAGGUGCUCCCCUGCGCCGGCUUUGCCUUACGUAACUGUGGAAACUACGGAGCUUAAGCAAGCCGUUCAGAGUACUUCCAGUGAUCAAGGGGCCACGUUAGACAUUGUGGCAAGGGCAGCGGCCGAUGCUGCUUUCGCCCAAGAACCUGUGUUUCCCUUACCUAGGUCAUCAUCUGCAGGUCUGGGCUUUUCCUUGGUUACUUCCGGGGUUAGUCACUUCAAAACGCCCCACCUCCAGGUUCCGGUUCUCCCACGGAAACGCAACCAGAAUUCGGCUGGUACGAUGCCAAAUUUGGGUCGUGGAAGCAAGCGAACGAAGGUAGAGGAAAAAGCUCCACAGCAGUAUCGAUUCCCAUCCAGUACAACAGCGGGGAUGCGUGGCUCCCUCAGCGACGAACAGUCCGACUGUGUAUCUCCAGAAUAUGUUCCAUCAAUAGGGCUAAUGGAAGGUACCGUGCAAGCACGGGAACGGGGGAAGAGAACAUCGGCAGCGUUGCUGAAGAAAGACAAUCUCCGUGUAUUCGGCCUGAGUAACACUGGAGGCACGACGUAUGGUGAAGCCCCUGGUAAUCUCGAUUGUCUGAGGGAACCAAUUUUGUCGAAAAGCAACUGCAUAAGUAACACGAAGCCAAAGAAACGACUUCAUCCUGCUACAACCGUUUCUCCACCUAAAUGUCGGCUGGUUCGUUCGGAUUCCCCCACCCGAGUACAUUCAGAAAGCGUUAAUUUUCCUGUGCAGAUCCCAUUUUCCCAGGGUCCCAUCGGCACGGCGUCCCCGCAACUAGAGCCAAGCCAAAGAGGUGGAGCAGAACUGACUUGUUCGGGUGUCUGCAGCCCGUUAGGUCCAGAAACGGUGCCUGGUUUCGAAGGAAAUGUUGCACUUAAAGUCCCUGUGGUCGCACAGCAUGCGGUAGGCAAGCGCGCUCAUCACUGUGACCCCAUGCGUUUUGACAGAAGUGGACAAAGCGUAUCAGGCUUGGCCGAUACACCAUCUAGCUACCGCAACUCCCCGAGUGCUGCCGUUGAAUCAGGCCAGCUUUUUUGUGGCGUCGGAAGCCCGCCAAAAAGUGCACCUGCAUUUUCACGAGAAGGCACAUGCGGACUCUUCCAUAGAUUUGGAAACAGAUUGACAGAUUCAUUGUGCACAGGGCCAGCGAGCAUUCUCCAGGGCCAAAAUGUGUGGUCGAAGGUAUCUGCGCACGAUGGAGCAGUGACAUGCCUCAUACCAAGCCCUGACGGCACCUACCUUGUUUCAUCAGGAAGUGAUGGGCGCGUAAGAUUGUGGAAUGCUUUGAAUGGCAGCCACUGCUUUGUUCACAUGAUUCUGAACAUCCCCCGCAGUACUUCCGUGCAUGCUUCAUUCCAAGAUUCGAACCGCAGUCGAAUAUCAGGUAUACCAUCGCGACCAGAGAAAUCGAACACGACAACCAACAGAUUUGGUUCGAUAUGGAGUGUUCAAGCGGCCAUGUCAAAAAGCGGCGAGUAUCUAAUCCACGGCAGGGGCAGGGUUCUUUGCACAUUCGAUAUCAUGUCGGGAGCAGAACUACAGUUAACUUCUCCCGGCCACAGUGAUGAUAUUAUUUGCGUCACGUGGAACGACGAGAAGAACGAAGCGUAUUCAGGUGCAUUCGAUGGUAGUGUACUCAUCUACGACGCUAUGUGUGUUUCAGGCGGUUAUACAAGUGAAGAGGCAGAGGAAGAUGAUGAAGUCCCAGUGGUGGAUGUUACACCACCUGAAUUUUCGUGA
Molecule: messenger RNA, 2556 nt
Organism: Eimeria maxima
Lineage: Eukaryota; Apicomplexa; Conoidasida; Eucoccidiorida; Eimeriidae
Product: WD domain, G-beta repeat-containing protein, putative
Exons: 7
Coding region: 1-2556 (851 amino acids)
Biological process (GO): proteasome-mediated ubiquitin-dependent protein catabolic process; transcription-coupled nucleotide-excision repair; protein polyubiquitination
Cellular component (GO): Cul4A-RING E3 ubiquitin ligase complex; nucleotide-excision repair complex
Molecular function (GO): protein binding
Source: RefSeq, a predicted model, not a curated record